Nelumbo nucifera (sacred lotus) is the source of this 1257-nucleotide messenger RNA. RefSeq names its product vesicle-associated membrane protein 714 (gene VAMP714). Gene Ontology annotation, cellular component: membrane. Gene Ontology annotation, biological process: vesicle-mediated transport. The record is from RefSeq and is a predicted model, not a curated record. Lineage: Eukaryota; Viridiplantae; Streptophyta; Magnoliopsida; Proteales; Nelumbonaceae.
UAUUGAAAUACAAAAAAUGGGGCGGUGGACAUUCCGGUGACAGAGUGGGUCUUCCACGGAGGCUGCCUUUCCGACUUCCAACCUCCUCUUCCUCUCUGUCGAUUGUCGUUCGCCACCGGAGCCACUUAUGUCUUUCGAUCCGUCCAAGACGGAAAAGAAACUAGAGAAUCUUUGAAGAGAGUUCCGUGAUCAAGUAGGAGUCUCGAAGCUCUGCAACAAUGGCGAUUCUCUACGCAGUGGUGGCGCGAGGGACAAUCGUUCUGGCUGAGUUCAGCGCUGUCUCUGGGAACACAGGCGCUGUUGCACGAAGGAUCAUGGAGAAAUUGCCGUCUGAAGUUGAUACGAGACUCUGUUUCUCGCAAGAUCGGUAUAUAUUUCACAUACUGAGCUCGGAUGGUCUCACCUUUCUAUGCAUGGCGAACGACACCUUCGGGAGAAGAAUUCCAUUUUCUUACUUGGAGGAUAUCCACAUGAGAUUUAUGAAAAACUAUGGCAGGGUGGCUCAUUCUGCACCUGCUUAUGCAAUGAAUGAUGAAUUUUCGAGGGUCUUACAUCAGCAAAUGGAAUUUUUCUCCAGUAAUCCCAGUGCAGAUACUCUUAACCGUGUGAGAGGUGAAGUUGGUGAGAUACGUACUAUCAUGGUGGAGAAUAUUGAAAAGAUACUGGAGAGAGGUGACAAGAUUGAACUUCUUGUUGACAAGACUGCAACAAUGCAAGACAGUUCUUUUCACUUCAGAAAGCAAUCUAGGCGCCUCCGCCGGGCUCUUUGGAUGAAAAAUGCCAAGCUUUUGGCCAUGUUGACAUGUUUCAUAGUUGUCUUGCUAUACAUUAUUAUAGCUGCUUGUUGUGGAGGCAUUACUCUUCCUUCAUGUCGGUCUUGAUGCAGCUUAGAGGUGAUUCAUAAUGGUGCUUGCUCUGUAUGUUAGCCGCCCGUCUGCAGAGUUGAACUUUCAAAUUUCUAGGUACGUUGGCCAGGAGUGACAUAUGCCAUGACAGUACAAUGGCCCCAUAAACAACCCUGCUGAUCAUCUCUUUGGAAAAACCAUGAAUUCAAUACUUGUGGAUGACCCGUCUUCUGUAAAUUCUGGGAUUUUCUGUAUGAUAUUGUCAUCUAUUGUCAAAAUUCUGUUUCUUCAGUAAAUUAUGUUUGAUGUUUUACAAUGGAACCUGCUUCUGCAUGUUUCCGGUUUGUUUGGUUCCGAUUCAUUUUGUUCCUUGAAUACAAUAACGGUGCUUAUCAAACUUGCUUUUGUAUCA